Messenger RNA from Homalodisca vitripennis (glassy-winged sharpshooter), 1451 nucleotides. RefSeq names its product spermine oxidase-like. Gene Ontology annotation, molecular function: polyamine oxidase activity. The record is from RefSeq and is a predicted model, not a curated record. The transcript has 9 exons. NCBI's taxonomy places the organism in Eukaryota, Metazoa, Arthropoda, Insecta, Hemiptera, Cicadellidae. Bases 68 to 1423 code for a protein of 451 amino acids.
UAAAGGCGUCAGCAGGCCAUUGGUUAUCAAACCUGGAUCUGUCGUUAGUCAAUGACCUACCACCGCCAUGUCUAUAUGGAUGUUGCUUCUAUCGUUAGUUUCUCUAAGCCAGACUGAACCACUCAGGCACCGAGUGGUGAUAGUGGGGGCUGGAGUGUCAGGGUUCACAGCAGCGGCCACCCUCCUGGAGCACAAUGUGACUGAUCUGGUCGUGCUGGAGGCUGCAGACAGGAUUGGCGGCAGGAUACAUACAGUCGAGUUUGGAGGUGUAACUUUAGACGAAGGCGCUGAGUUCUGUCAUGGUGAGGUUGAUAACGCUGUGUAUGAGCUCAUCGGUACUCACAACCUCUUGACUUCUUACUUGCCUGUGGUGAGACCUGACAAAUUUCCUCUACGCAAGCCCUUGUUUGAAAGUCUUCUGACGUCGCUGAACGUCGGUCCACACACAAAAGAAGCCUUGCGCCACUUCUCGCCCCUCCUGCAAGGGGCGUACACAGGGGCAGAUGACCUCUCAGACCUCGGCGCUUGGGGUUACUCUCAGUGGAAAGAGUGUAAAGGCGACCAAACUCUCAAGUGGAAAAAUGGGGCUGGUGGUUACAAAACACUCUUUGAUUUCAUUUCGAAAAAGAAACCAAACCGAGCCGAGGAGUUACCAGUCAUGAAAAAGAUAAUUCUUAACAAGCAAGUAACAAGGGUAGAGCGCAGAGGGAGUGACGUAGAAGUGACGUGUGCAGAUGGCAGCACCUACCUCGCUGAUCACGUGAUCGUCUCUGUCUCUCUCGGAGUGCUCAAGAAACACGCAGUUGACAUGUUUAAUCCUCCUCUACCAGAAUACAAGACCGCAGCUAUUGAGUCCUUUGGAUUCGGUUGUAUUGGGAAAGUGUUUAUUCUGUUCCCAAACAGAUGGUGGCCUAGCAAUUUCUCUUCUAUACUGCCUUUAUUUUCAAACAAAGAGCUCCUGGACUUCAAAUCUAAAUCAGCUCAAGGAUCAUGGUCAGUGUACACGACAGGCUUCUACCCAGUGUUAAACCAUGACCGAAUGCUGUGCGCCUGGUUUCAUGGUCAGGCUUGUCGGAUGUUAGGAGAGAAGACCGAGGAAGAAGUCAGCGACGGCGUGCUUGAACUUCUAAAUACACUUGUUGGCAGUAAAUACACCAUACCUCGACCAGAAGCAGUAUUAAGAACCGACUGGGCCAGCGACCCAAACACCCUGGGAGCCUUCAGCUACCGCACAGUCGCGAGUGACAGCCAAAAUCUCUCAAACAGUGACCUCGCACUACCAGUCAGAGAUGAGAACGAUAAACCAGUGAUCCUGUUUGCUGGAGAAGCUACACAUAACCACUAUUACUCUACUGUCCACGGUGCCCUAGAGACAGGUCGAAGAGAGGCUCUUAGGCUUAUAGAUUACAUGAAGGAACGUUGAUUAAAAUAGUAUUAAAUUGUCUGUGUGC